GGUAAUCGUGGAGAAAUCUCAAACAUAGAUCGAAAAUAGAGUCACGUAAAUAUCCGCACUUUGUAUGGCCACAUUUUCUUAUCUACAACGAUAUUCAUCUUUCUAGUAAUGCGGGCUUAGGUGUAUUCAAGCAUCUGAGGGAUGUCCAUGUAUAUCUUUAUCAUAUGAGGAUAUAUUGCAAUAUCACAGGUCAACGGCGUCGAUCACUAUUGACGACUAUCAUCUGAAGUGCAGUAGUAUGAGAAGAUCUUACCCUACAUAGGUAGCCUUUCCAAUAUCAUGUACCUCCAGCUACCUACGUAGGUGAACAUAGAAGCACUUGGAGAUCAAGGCCAUUAUUAGUUGCAAGUUUCCUCAAGUUUAUACUUUAUACUGCUUCGCGGUUGUAUUGGAGCAGAGCUACAUGUCCUUGAUAGAUUCAUGAUGUUCAGCUAUCUUCCUUUCUUGUCCUCGUCGUGUUGAAUGACAUUGUUUAAUCAAUCGACUGUUCUUUUCUUUGAGAUCACCUCUGAAUAUAGCUGAGAUCACGUUUUUCCAAAGCUACAACACGGUUUAAAAAACAAGUUACAGUAUUGUAUAUCAACUUCAUCUUUGGCAGCUCAAUUACAUGCUUUGGCAUGUGCAGAUGAAGACCAUGUAUGAAUGUUAUGUUUCAUUAUGUAUACAUCAUGUACCGUCUUCAUUGUUGCCAUAGCAAUCUUUUAAAUCAUGCCCCCAUCCAUGGGAGUUGUGAUCUCGAAUCUGCUCGAAGGUCAAAAAGACGCGGGGGCUGUGCCGUUUCUUGUUUGUCCUUUUGUUUAGAACAAUCACGCCAGAACGUUCUGUUGUCGCCAUCUUCAACACAAGGACAGUAGAAGAUACACACCUUGAUAGUUCUCAUCCCAAUUAUCAACAACAUCCAGAUUCACUUUCCACAUCAAGAUCACCACGUACCAAAUUCGAGAGCAUGUGGGUAACACCUGCGAUCUGAUCUCUUUCAAAUCAAGCGCGCCUCGAGAGUGAAUUGAAGUCUGCAAAUAAUUUCACAUAUCAGGUCUCUGUUAUCUUCCUUUUGCAACAAUCUUCUUCCGAUCUGUCUUCUUUACGCAUAUUUCAACAACAAGAAUUCGAAUAUCUACAACAGAAAGCUGCAAAGGUUUUAACGCUAUAACUCCUACAAUGGCAGGUGAAAUGCUUCAUUCACUUAGUCCAAAGUCGAUCAAAAGAGGAAUCUUACAGAACCUCCAAAAGUUGUCUGUUCGAAAGCAAACAACAAAUUCGCCACUACCAAAUGAUGGCUCGAACUUCAUCAUAGCACCAGCAACAUUCCCGCUCACUGAUGAUUAUCAUGAUUACUUAAGCUUCACCAUGGGUAGAGAAUCAAUCUAUGCUUCGGCAGCUAAUAUUAUGGGCAAUAAAUCAAUCUAUGCUUCAACAGUCGACACCAUUGACACUCCACCUUUAACACCUCCAAUUUCUGAAUCGCCAAUUUCUGAUUCACCACUUCCCGGAACUCCAGUCCUAGAACUUCAGCAAUUAUCUUGGCCCUUACCAGAAACCCUCCCAAGAAUGUUCCUCCGCUCCUCAACCCUGACAACCUUCAGCCUUUUCCCCUUUCUCCCUAAAGAAUUGCGCGUCAAAAUCUGGAAAUUUGCGGCCUGCCACCCCCGCAUUGUACACCUCACCUAUGACCACCCAACAGAGUCACUCGUUUCGCUUAGCCCCAUUCCUGUACUUCUCUCUACCUGCGGCGAAGCGCGCGAUGAACUCCUCCCUCUCUUCAAACAGUUGGCUCUCCCUCCCUCAGCAUGUGGAGCUAAAAUUUACGUAGAUCUCGAUGUCGAUACUGUUUAUAUUCGACGAGCUGGAACUUCGAUUGAAGACGUGAGUCCUUAUACUAGUAAUUUCACGACUACCAAGGCGAUCUUUGGGGCCAAUGAUUCGGCGGCUCGUCAUCCAUUGAGUGAUGUUAAGCAUCUUGCAAUCGAUUCUUCACUUAUUGAUUCACCAAUCGAACUUCGUCUUCUCUGGGGUGAUUGGAAUCAUCGUUCUAAGCCCUCGGAUUUAAAACUAAGGGAGCUAGAAACCCUUAAAAUUGUUUAUGCGCCCAUUUCUAAAAGACCUGAGUUGAGAAGGAUUCGAGGACAUCCGCAGAUUAGUUGCGAUUGGGAGAAUAAUGGUGUUGAGAGUUUCACCAUCUUAUCAAGAGAAGACAGAUGGGAGCGUCGUCAUUAUUCUAUUAAUUACGGAGGAUGGAUGACAGAACCUUCCUUUUCUCCUCGAGUCUUCAAUUAUAGACAAGGAGUCUUUGUGCACCAGGACCCGGACUUCUUGAGCAGAGUUCAUGUUUGCGAUAAUGAUGGGGAAGGAAUGGGAGAGAAGUAUUUCGACUGUCCGGGUUGUCAUGAAUACAUGAGUUUGGGCGCGUAUAGAGCGUAUAUGAAUAUGAUGGAACGCGAUGUUGUGGGUUGGAAAAAACCAGAGUUUGAUGGAGUUGUGUAUGAGAGGGAGACGGAGAGAGAUAUGGAGUAUUAUUCGUGGGGUUGAUGUUAAUGUUGAUUCUGUUUUAGGAUUUGAGAGAGAGCAAGGGGGGGUGGCUUUGAGGACGAGGAUUGGGACUUGGGACGAUGGCUGUGGACUGAUAUUAGGGAUACAAGGACUUCGACGGUUUACGGAUCGAUAGAGAGAGAGAGAGAGAGAGAGAGAGAGAGACUCAUGAAUUGAUUCUCCGU
Botrytis sinoallii is the source of this 2711-nucleotide messenger RNA. RefSeq lists its product as uncharacterized. The record is from RefSeq and is a predicted model, not a curated record. The transcript is spliced from 5 exons. NCBI's taxonomy places the organism in Eukaryota, Fungi, Ascomycota, Leotiomycetes, Helotiales, Sclerotiniaceae. The coding region runs from base 1159 to 2526 and encodes 455 amino acids.